UAAAUGCCGCGUUUCUCCCAGGGGUUGAGGACCGCGACUCAUCGAAUCGUCAGCACACAGAUAGUGGAUCUUAGUAACGACCAGCUCUGUUUGUGUUGCCUCUAGUCGUGGUCUCUCCGGAUCUUUCCUUUGGCGGCCAGAAUCACAAACAUGGGUGAAAUAACGGAUUCACAGAGAGAAGAUAUCAAGUCUGCCUUCAAUUUGUUUGACAAAGACAGCAGUGGGUUCAUUGACGCCGCCGAGCUGAAAACCGUCCUACAGACCCUGAAGCAGAACCCCACGGACAAGGAUGUCGAGGAUAUGAUAGCAGAACUGGACAAAAACGGUAACAAAAAAAUAGAAUAUGACGAAUUCGAAAAAUUCAUGGCCGAUAAAUUCAAGAGUCCAGAUGAAGCUGAAGAAGAAAUGAGAAAUGCGUUUAAAAUCUUUGAUAAGGACGGAAGUGGAAAAAUUGAUGCCAAAGAGCUGAGGCAUGCGAUGAAAAGUUUGGGGGAAACAAUGACAGACGGGGAAGUAGACGAAAUGAUCAAGGCGGCGGAUCAAGACUCUGACGGCAAAGUGGACUAUUCCGAGUCCCAGAAAAUAAGUGUUCCUUACAAUGGAAUCCUUCCCAUCAAUAUUAAACAAGUUCCACAAUACAGCCCAAUUCCUAGUAAGUUACCAGAGGAAAUAAAACAAGAAUUCCGAGAGGCGUUCGAGCUGUUUGACAAAGACGGUAGCGGCUAUAUCAACAGUCGGGAACUUCUGACGGUGAUGCGGGCCUUCAAACAGGACCCAACCAAGGCCGAGGUGCAGCACCUAAUGCAGGAACUGGACACCAAUGGAAAUGGCAAAAUAGAAUACGAAGAAUUUGAAAAAUACAUGGCCGAUCACUAUAAAUCUGCAGAAGAAGCCAAUAGUUCAAUGAUGGAGGCUUUUAAAUUAUUUGACAAAGAUGGAACCGGUGAGAUUUCGUUCGAGAUGUUCCUGGAAUAUGCACCCUCUAAAUUCCGGUCCGAGGAUGAAGAAAUGUCCAUGGUGAAGGAGGCGUUCCGGGUGUUCGAUAAGGACGGAAGUGGUUACAUCACAAUAGACGAGGCCAAGUCCAUUCUACAGCGAGGAGAGAACAGCAUCAGUGACGAGGACUUACAGGAGUUCUUCAACCAAUCUGAUUUGGACAAAGACGGACAAAUUAACUACGAAGAGUUUGCAUUGAUCCUGAACGAGCGAUUCUCGGCGGAAUCUUAUGAUUGAAGAAGCAAACAAAACAUGUGCAAUAUGGACUAAAUAUAUUGGUUCGGUGAUUUUGUUUAUUUAUUGUGGAGAGCACAGACUAAUGUGAAGGGCUCGAAAUUUAUAUAAUGGAUGCAUUCAUAUAAAAUAUAAAAGAAC
Magallana angulata is the source of this 1371-nucleotide messenger RNA. RefSeq lists its product as uncharacterized. NCBI's taxonomy places the organism in Eukaryota, Metazoa, Mollusca, Bivalvia, Ostreida, Ostreidae. The record is from RefSeq and is a predicted model, not a curated record. Bases 151 to 1233 code for a protein of 360 amino acids. Gene Ontology annotation, molecular function: calcium ion binding; enzyme regulator activity. The transcript is spliced from 10 exons.